Aspergillus ochraceoroseus IBT 24754 is the source of this 747-nucleotide messenger RNA. RefSeq lists its product as uncharacterized. The transcript is spliced from 4 exons. Lineage: Eukaryota; Fungi; Ascomycota; Eurotiomycetes; Eurotiales; Aspergillaceae. The coding region runs from base 1 to 747 and encodes 248 amino acids. The record is from RefSeq and is a predicted model, not a curated record.
AUGCUAAUCAGGCUUGCUUCUGUUUCCAAGCUUGUUAAGCAUGAACGGGAUUUACCAGUCCGGCGAAUCACUUACAAUGUCAAAAAGCUUUCGGGAGAUUGUACGCCAAGGUGGAACGAGUUUUUGAAACUAAACUGCGACACGCAAUUAUUUUUAAUGCUCUCUUUCAAUGGCCUUUCUUCUCUUCCAGACAAAGAGUUUAAUUGGCUUGUGGAAAAUACUCAAGAAUAUCUAGGAAGACGAGCUUUUCGUUCGAACUGGAUCCUGCGUGACCCCAUUCGAAGAACCGUAGUAAAACUGCCAUUAAAUGCGAGCACACAGCCGUUCCUUCGAAAAUACCACAACGCAGAAAUUGAUUUAUGCGAACCAGGAAAUAAUGAUACGACACCUAAAAGCUAUGGACAGAAACGCAUUCGGCAAUAUACGGGAGAUGAGGGAGAUGUACGAGAUAAUCGGAUGGUAGCAAAGUUGACAGAGCCGUCUAACGGAAAGAGGGAAAUGAAAUACAUGUUCACAAAUGCUCCAGUCGACAGUAUCUUAGUCCUGCCAGAACAAUUUAAACGGGCCAUUCAGAACAGCAGUCUCUGGAAAUGGGAAAGAAGCCAACAAUUAAGCACGACAGGAUGCUUGGCUGUGAUGUUCCCAAAAGACGAUUCACAGGAUGUUUCCUUCACAUUCUGGUGUGGCCAUGAUGAUGGGUAUUUCCUGAAUGAUCUCUUCAAGGUCCAAUGCGCGCUCUCCUCCUAA